AUGUCGUUUUGGAUUCUGAUCUUGGACUGCAACACAAGUUUGAGGAAAAUUCACGGCCUGUUCUUGUCUCCUUGGCGGCGCCGUACCUUGUCAAUAGGACCCUGUGGACUUCGCAACGUCUCAUCUCGGUCGUCUGAAGUCUCGACACGGUACACCAUUACGUCCUGUCCUCCGACCGAUACAGAAACGUUGCGUACCAUUGUGGAAAAGCACGUCCGGAGUUUGGAUCGGUUUCUGCAAGCUAAGCCAGUAGCAGCGCAUACGCUCCGGGCUUUUCGUCAGGUGCACGAUGCAGUACCCGUGGAUACCCCCAUCAUCCUCGACAGUGGUUGUGGAACUGGUCGAUCCUCACUGCAUCUCGGAAGGUUGUACCCCGACGCCGUCGUUCUGGGAAUUGAUCGCUCCGUGGCGCGCUUGUCCAAAAAUCCGAACUUCCAAAGUUCCGUCGCCAGCGAUGAUGGGCCAUCGGACGACGCGCUGUUGGUUCGACAAGCCGCCGAUAACGUUUGGCUUGUACGGGCCGAGCUGGUGGACUUUUGGCGUUGUUGUAUCGAUGCUGGAUGGGAAUCGUCCAUAGCGCAACACUUUGUCUUGUACCCGAAUCCGUAUCCCAAAAAAAGUCGUAUCAAGAGUCGGUUGUACGCACAUCCGGGAUUUCCAUUGCUGCUGCGCCUAGGUGGGGACCGACUGACUGUCCGAUCUAAUUGGCGUACCUACUUGGACGAAUUCUCCGCAGCGGUCCAUACAGCUGCUGCUUGUCUCUCCACCACCCCAGACGAUGGUGACACCAGGGAUGAGGUCGACGGUAAGACUGGAGUAUAUGGUAAAAACUAUGCCCAGCGGUAUCUUGCAUCUACGCAAGAGGAAGCUAAACUACUGGAUCCGACUCUGAUACCAUGGACCAAUUUUGAGGAAAAAUACCACAAUGUUGGCGAGCGUACGUACGAACUUGUUCUGAAGCCUAUCUCGAAGUAG
Phaeodactylum tricornutum CCAP 1055/1 is the source of this 975-nucleotide messenger RNA. RefSeq lists its product with no specific name. The transcript has a single exon. Gene Ontology annotation, molecular function: tRNA (guanine(46)-N7)-methyltransferase activity. Gene Ontology annotation, biological process: tRNA modification. The record is from RefSeq and is a predicted model, not a curated record. The coding region runs from base 1 to 975 and encodes 324 amino acids. NCBI's taxonomy places the organism in Eukaryota, Bacillariophyta, Bacillariophyceae, Surirellales, Neidiaceae.